Zophobas morio is the source of this 526-nucleotide messenger RNA. RefSeq lists its product as uncharacterized. Lineage: Eukaryota; Metazoa; Arthropoda; Insecta; Coleoptera; Tenebrionidae. The record is from RefSeq and is a predicted model, not a curated record. Bases 1 to 495 code for a protein of 164 amino acids. The transcript is spliced from 5 exons. Gene Ontology annotation, molecular function: SNAP receptor activity. Gene Ontology annotation, biological process: retrograde vesicle-mediated transport, Golgi to endoplasmic reticulum; intracellular protein transport. Gene Ontology annotation, cellular component: SNARE complex; membrane; endoplasmic reticulum.
AUGAUAGAAAACACAAAUGAGAAUACUCGUCAACAUCAACAGAACGUUCUUCUGCUUCUUGAAGAAAAACUAAGUACUUGCAUUAAGCGUCUGGAAAAGUUGGAAGCACAUAAGGCCGCCUCCAUUCAAGUGAAAAAAUACUUUGAUCUUGAAAAUUUAAAAUUAGUCUCACCUCGAAAAGAAGACACCUCCUUAGAGGUCUCGAGCUCCUUGUCAAGCGAGGAAUAUUUAUUAUAUAAACAGGAAAAUGAAAACUUGUUAGAAGAGUUGAAUAACAAACGGGAUACAGUGUUGGUUAUUGUUGAAAGUCUGCAUGAGCUCUCAGAAAUGCAAAAUACCCUCUGCAGACACAUCUACGAACAAACAGAACAACUCGAGCAUGUCGAUCAAAACACGGUAGAAGCAACUGAAAGCAUUAUUGAAGGAAAUAAACAACUUGCGGAGGCCGUAGAAAGCGUCUUUUAUUUCUGGACUGGUAUGGUUAAAAAUCUUUAAAGACAAACCUACUUUACUCUUAAUUCCUUUG